This is a messenger RNA of Mesorhabditis belari, 612 nucleotides long. NCBI's taxonomy places the organism in Eukaryota, Metazoa, Nematoda, Chromadorea, Rhabditida, Rhabditidae. The record is from the annotation of a GenBank genome assembly.
AUGUUUGUCAUCCCACGCGAGCUCAAGGGAGGACCACCCAACUGUGAAUGCGCCAACUGCUCCAAGGGACCACCACGCCCAGUCAUUCGUGUCAUGCUCAACGAAUGGGCCGAUUUCCGUAUGGGCGACCCGUGGCCAAACAAGAAACUUGUCAAGGCACUCGGCAAGUCGUUGGACUCGUUACCCGGCAACGAACACAAGGAGGAUGUCGGAUCACUUCAGGUUCUCUACGAGCUCUCGGAUGCUGUGCGUGGAUUCGACUACGGCUGGAUUCCAUUCCCAGAAGCGGCAUCACCCGAUACGAAGGAUUGGUCACCCGCAUUUGUCAGUCAUGAGAAAGGAAAGAUCUCGCCUGGAGUGAUUACUGUGAAUGGAAAGCAAAUCCUUGGAGAGGUCGACAUCAAGAACGAGAGGUGUUCGUACGGAGCUGGUGGCAAAGAAAACGAGAUCCAGGGACCCGCCGUCUACUCAACGCUCGUCCUCUGCAAGCGAAUCAAUACAAGCAAGAAAGUCAAUACAACAACUACAAUCAACACGGUCAGACGGUCAGAACAACCUCCCAGACGAGUCAAUGCAAUUACCAGAAGUUCGAUUCGAUUGCGUUUGUCAAAC